AUGCAAAACGAAUCGUUGGCUCUGGUGCCUUGCUGGGAAGCGUCUGAGAAGCUGGAAUAUGGAGCCAGGACGAUACGAGGCAAAAUCACUAAACUUCUGCCAGAAUUCCUCUCAGAGAUUCCUCUUGUGGACACUCACCCACACUCUGCUUCUCGUACAGCUAAGCCAGUGGACUGGGAGGAGGUGCUGUCGUGUCUUGAGGUGGAGCGCAGUGUUGGAGAGGUGGACUGGGCUCAGCCUGGCUCCUGUGGCGGCAUGGCCAUGCUGGAGUCCUUCAUUGACCAACGGCUGCGUCUCUUUGCCACUCACAGAAACAAUCCCAACUUUGAUGCCCUCAGCCAUCUCUCCCCAUGGAUCCACGCCGGUCAGUUGUCUGCUCAGCGUGUGGUGAAGCAGGUCAAACGAGAAAAGAACGCCAGCGAGUCUGUGCUGUCUUUUACCGAGGAGCUGGUGGUGCGCCGGGAGCUCGCCGACAACUUCUGCUUCUACAACCACAACUAUGACAACAUUUCAGGUGCGUAUGAUUGGGCGAAGAAGACUUUGCAGGAUCACGCUAAGGACUGCAGACAGUACCUUUACACAAAAGAGCAGCUGGAGAACGCCAAGACCCAUGACCAGCUGUGGAACGCUGCACAGCGUCAGCUGGUGUUAGAAGGGAAGAUGCAUGGGUUUCUGCGCAUGUACUGGGCAAAGAAGAUCCUGGAAUGGACUGCAUCUCCUGAAGAAGCCCUCUCUAUUGCUAUAUAUCUGAAUGACCAUCUGUCUUUAGACGGCUGCGAUCCCAACGGAUAUGUGGGUUGCAUGUGGUCCAUCUGUGGCAUCCAUGACCAGGGCUGGGCAGAGAGGUCCAUCUUUGGCAAAAUUCGCUAUAUGAAUUAUGCUGGCUGCAAGCGGAAGUUUGAUGUGGCUCAGUUUGAGAGGAAGUACGCUGCUGUAAAGGAGACCUCCAAGAAAUCUGUCUAGUUUCGUUGGUCAAAUUCUGAAAAUCUACUGACUGACAUAACAUUUCAGUUCUCAUUGUUUGUACUUGUUUUAAAGGGACUGUAUUUAAGGGGAUUUUUUUUUCUGGCAGACAUUUUUCUGUAGUAAGGGGAAGAUUAUUAAUAAGAUGCUAUAUUUGUUAUGUUGUUUGUUGGUAUAAAGGCUAUUGUCUGUC
Molecule: messenger RNA, 1156 nt
Organism: Sinocyclocheilus grahami
Lineage: Eukaryota; Metazoa; Chordata; Actinopteri; Cypriniformes; Cyprinidae
Gene: cpdp
Product: CPD photolyase
Exons: 7
Coding region: 1-963 (320 amino acids)
Biological process (GO): photoreactive repair
Molecular function (GO): deoxyribodipyrimidine photo-lyase activity
Source: RefSeq, a predicted model, not a curated record